Messenger RNA from Melozone crissalis (California towhee), 1249 nucleotides. RefSeq lists its product as uncharacterized. Gene Ontology annotation, molecular function: transmembrane signaling receptor activity. NCBI's taxonomy places the organism in Eukaryota, Metazoa, Chordata, Aves, Passeriformes, Passerellidae. The record is from RefSeq and is a predicted model, not a curated record. Gene Ontology annotation, biological process: cell surface receptor signaling pathway.
AUGGAGGAACCUCCUCCACCCAAACAAAAUCAGAAUUUUGGGAAAAGUCAGGAUUUUGGGGAAAAAUUGGGAGGUUCUUCCCCAUCUUCUCCAUUCCCACUUCCCAAAACAUUGAAUUUUUUCUCAUUUCCCCCUUUUUUCUCCCCAGACCUCUCCCCUCCCGCCCCCAACAUCUCGGUGACACCGGCCAAGGCGCGUUUCCUGGUGGGCGAUGCCGUGUCCAUCUCCUGCGCCGCGCCGGCGCCGCCCGGCACCGACCGCAUCCAGGCCUUCCGCUUCAACGGCACCUCAGGCUGGGCCAGCGACGUCCGUACGUCCCGCCGGACGUCUGUCCACACCUUCACCGUCACCGGGCCCCGCGACGGUGGCUUCCACACCUGCUCCUACAGCGUCGUCCGGCGCGGUGGCCGCGUCCUCCACUCGCCUCCCAGCCGGGCUGUGGUCAUCGAUGUUCAGGACCGCCCGACCCAACCCAACCUGACGGUGACACCCUCGGGCCUCACGGUGCAAGGGCAGCCCCUCCUCUUCCUCUGCAUGGCCCCGCCCAGCAAAGCCCCUCGGCGCCACUUCCGCUUCCUCCGGGAUGAGCUCGAGGUCUCCGAGGGCAUCGUGGAAAGUUCUGGAAGCGCCCAGCUGAGGGUGGAGAGGAGCGGCCAGAACCAGACCGGGAACUUCAGCUGCAGCUAUGAGGAGAUGACCGAGGGGCGCUGGAUUGCCUCCUACCCCAGCCAGGCCGUGGCAGUGGUGGUGGAAGACCCGUGUCCGCCCCCCGUGCUUUGGGUGGAGCCUCCGUCUGGCGUGGUCACCGCGGGUCAGCGGCUGCGCCUGACCUGUUCCGCGAGCCGACGUCACUUCCGGCGCCGCUUCCGCUUCUUCCGCGAUGGCGUGGAGCUGAUUCCGGGUGACCUCAUCGAUGACGUCAUCAGUGACGUCACUGGUGAUGGGUCCCAGCUGGUGUUCCCGCAGAUUUCGCCUGAAUUUUCCGGGAAUUUCAGCUGCCGGCUGGAGGAGGAGGUGGGCGGGGCCUGGGUGGAGGCUCCGCCCAGUGAAGGCGUGGCCGUGGUGGUCAUGGCCGAGUUCGAGUUCCCCCCAUUGGUCAUCGGCGGUGUGGUGGGCGUAGCCUUGACCCUUCUGGUGAUCCUAUUGGCUGCUUGGCUAGGCCGGAGGAGGAGGAGUCAGUGGGGGGGAGGGGAGGAUUUGGACCCCAAAAUGUCCCCAGAUCACCUAUUUUAAUCCCAAAAUUUCCCUU